This is a messenger RNA of Ectocarpus sp. CCAP 1310/34, 2551 nucleotides long. The record is from the annotation of a GenBank genome assembly. Lineage: Eukaryota; Phaeophyceae; Ectocarpales; Ectocarpaceae.
AGAUGGUGGUGUUCGGUGACUCCAACGCGGACACCGGAAGGAGGUUCAACGCCCCGGCCAGCUUCCAGUUUGAGGACGACGGGAUCGGGCCCUUCCCGUGGAAACGACUGUAUGACGGGCCGGACAGUGACGAGAAAACGGCGGCGUACAUGCCGUUUGAAGGCUCCGUGUCCAAUGGAAAAGCGUGGCCGACGUGGCUUCGUAUCCCCGAUGAGCACAACUUUGCGACGAGUUCAGGGUCCGCCACGGACGCGUUCCGUUCUCGCGAGAGGUGCACCGGGUACACCGGGGAGGGGGAAGACUUCCCCACGGCGACGCUGGAAGAACAGAUCGACCGUUACUUUUACGAAAUCGUCGACGAUGCCAACACAACUACGGACGAAACUCUAGACUACACCCACGUUAUUUUCAUCGGGACAAACGAGCUGAACAGGGUAGUAGAGGCCAUCACCCGCUACUCCAUUGGGGGCGAGGGCUACGAAGACCCCGUUGCCUUCGACAAGGUCUUCGAGGUUAACGCCACCACCGGGUUUCCAGUUCUCGACGACAGCGGCCUCCCGGUACCCACCUUCGCCCCCAUGAUCGAGGAAGUGCUCGGUGCUUGGGAUGAGGGGAUCGGCAGGCUGAUCGACGCUGGCGUCACCGGGAGAAUUCUCCUCGCCAACGUCGGAUCUCCCAAGGGGCUGGCUGGCAUUGCCGGUACGGAAACCGCAACUGUUUUAGACCAGGUCGCCCUGUCCCUCCGCAGCGGGGCCGAACUGUUGGUUGCCAAGUACGCUGGUCAAGUGCGAAUGCUGGACAUGUACACUCUGUUCGCGGCGCUUGUUGACGACGAGUCCAUCUUCUUGGACCUCGGCUUCACGCCCGGAGAAGGAUCCCUCUUGGCCGACAGCUGCAUCCAGUUUAACUUCUUCGUGGACGACGCCGCCGAGAUCAUGGGGACGCAAGCCUUGCGCAACCCGGACUGCCAGGAGGAGUGCACGCUCUGCGCCGACUCGACUACCCCGUGCGCGACGUGCUUUGUGGACCAGCCGGCCAUCACCAAGUGCGACGACCCUUCGAACAAGAUCUUCUACGACGGCAUCCACUUCACCACAGACUUCCACCUCAUCUUCGGAGAGGCCAUCAGGCAGUGCUCCAAGGACAGCCCCAACUUCGACCGCCCGUUAGUGGGAGUGAUGUGCCCGGAGGAGCACUGGUACUGAGCGUGAGGGCAGACGGGGUGGCAGUGUUGCUUGCCUCAACCAAACCGUCGCCGUUUUCGUCUCGCUGUGAGGAGGUGCACUGACUGGUGCGCCGCCUCACAAAAGUUGUCCGGGAAACUACUGUAGACUACACGUACACGCCAUUUGUAAAACUCACGUACUUGUAGACUAUACGGCAUUCUAGCGGGGGGGCAUUUCGGCAGCGUGUGUAGCGUUUCCGAGCAGGUCGGUUCAACCUCUCAAAAGACUUUCCGAGCAGGUCGAAGCUGCACGGAAGAACUUCGCCAUCCAACAUGUUCCACUCCAAGCAAGCACAAGCUAUAUGAAGCCAAUCGGAGGGUGUUUGGAAAGUUCUUCAAGGCCGUGUUUCUUGUGUCGAACUACAGCAGUCUAUCGCUUUGCCCACGCGGCGUGAAAUUUGUUUUUUCGACGGGCCUGGCAUUUUGGUAUGUUUCGGCCAGUUGUUGUGCACCGACCAACUUUUUUUUUCUCGAUCACCGGGAGCGGCUGUUGGAUGGUCACGUCGAAUCACGUCAUCAUCACUCCUUCAAGGGUAGGUGGAUUCCAAAGGAUUGCGCCCGUAGAAAGUCAAGACAACAGUUUAAUAGUAGAGGUUCGAGGGUGAAGUCGUGACGCUCCGAGAAUACAGCAGGGACGCGAGUGAAACUUAUCGUCCAAUCCCUCGCAUGUAGUUUAGUCUAUGUGUGGUAGCCUCCUCGUUGGGUGGAUUGAUGUCGUGUGUUGCGUACUUGGCAGUUGGGACGUGUUCGUUCGUGGAACGGCGACCAUAGACAGUGUACGGUUGCCGCGCGAGUGUGUGAAUAUCUGCUGUAGACCGUAGAACAGGUGCUACAAUAGUAGUCCAGGCAUCUCACGUUUUCAGUUUGGUGUUCAUUGUACGGUACCGUUUAGAGGACACGUAAAUCAUUGGGAACUGGAAAUUAUGUAGAGGGGUGGAUACUGUCUUCGACUGUGAAGGUGACCCUUGAUUGUGGCGAUAGGUACGUGUAGCGUAGUCGUGGGCAAACUUUCGCCCUUUCAGCUUUAUUCAAAGAGUAUAGGCGGACCGGAAGUUUUGUUGUAGGAAUAAUGAUGCCCGGUCACGCAGCAGAGUGGCUGACUGAAUCAGAUGGCAAGACGAAAACCGAACCCUACUGAUCUAGAUAAUGCUAGCUAGUGCUGUCGGUACCGUAGGUCACAGGUUGGAUAUAUUCGAGUGAAAAACGUCGCGUUGGAAAAGUCAAAGGCGUAAAAUGUUGCAAGAAAACCGUUAUGAUGAAGGGACUUGUGAAUCCCCUUCCAAGCGUUGCCAAAAGUGUGUUCGCCCUUUUCGGGAAGCAUCGACU